GAGCCUGUUGAAUUUUUUGCUCCAACAGUUUUGGUACACUUUGAGUGUCUCUGUAACUACCAAUGCUUAUAAUUAUUGGAGUAACUAAGUGAUCUAAUCCUCCCUCCGCCCCCAUUUAAUGUUGUGGGUUUUACUUGGCAUGUGUGGUUGGGGUUUAGAAAGAAAUGGCAGAAUAUGAACUGGACAUUUUUUUUGCUUAAAAUGGAAAUGAAAGACUAUGUGUGGACAACCUGAAAGGACUAGCUAUGAUAUUACAACGAGCCGUUCAUCCAAGUUGUCUUUCCCCAUUUAUUUCUGAAUGAUGGCAAUGAUGAUAAUAAGUUAUCGCCAGAGAGUUUCAACUGAGACAAAGCUGUGUUUACGCAUCCAUUUCUGAAUGUGGUUGCUUCUUUUCUUAUGGGAUUUUAAGUUUAGAUAUUCAAUUCUAAAUAUUUGAUUACUUUCAUGCUUUUUCGAAUUGUCAAUUACUUUCAUGUUGUGUGUGCGUUAAUGGAUCAGGAUUUGACAUAAGAUGAUUUUUAAUAUAAAAAACAUUUGGAUUGCAAGGUACGGAUCAUGAAAAGGCUUAGGCAUCCGAAUGUUGUUCUAUUUAUGGGAGCUGUCACUCGUCCUCCAAAUCUUUCAAUUGUCACAGAAUUUCUACACAGAGGCAGUCUCUACAGAUUGAUACAUCGUCCCAACAAUCAAUUAGAUGAACGGAGACGAUUGAGGAUGGCUCUUGACACAGCACGAGGAAUGAACUACUUGCAUAAUUGCACCCCAAUGAUAGUUCAUCGCGAUCUGAAGUCUCCAAAUCUCCUAGUUGAUAAGAACUGGGUGGUGAAGGUAUGUGAUUUUGGGUUAUCAAGAAUGAAGCACAGCACGUUUCUUUCUUCACGGUCAACAGCAGGGACGGCAGAGUGGAUGGCUCCAGAAGUGCUAAGGAAUGAACCAUCUGAUGAAAAAUGUGAUGUAUAUAGCUUUGGUGUGAUAUUGUGGGAGCUUUGCACCCUGCAGCAACCGUGGGGAGGCAUGAACCCCAUGCAAGUUGUUGGUGCUGUUGGAUUUCAGCACCGUCGCCUAGACAUACCGGAUGACAUGGAUCCUGCCAUUGCAGACAUCAUUAGACAAUGUUGGCAGACGGAUCCAAAGUUACGUCCGUCAUUUACUGAUAUCAUGGCUGCUCUAAGACCUCUGCAAAAGCCGGUUAGCAACUCCCAAGUUCCAAAGGCUCAUCCGCCACCCGGAGGCCAAGGGAAGGGUAAUUAAGCUGUUGCAGAAUCCACAAGCUAAGAUUGAGUUUUCCAAAGGCGCCAGCCGCUGAAGACACAUACUGAAUUGAAAUUUAUUUUAUGGAAGGAGAAACAAUUCAAAUUAUUGGAUGCAUUGAAUGGUCGAUCGGUGCCAAAACAUACUCCAUACUAGGAUGUGCCAUUUUUUUUUCUCUUUCUUCUUUCUUUCUUUCUUUUUCAUUUUUUUACUGUUUGGCUUAUAUAUUCAUUUGCCAUCAUCCUCCAAGUGUGAAUUCGUUUGUAGAUUAAUUUUGGAAUCUUGUGUAAUUAAUUACACAUGAACAUUGCAGGGCUUUUAAUCAGCCUCAGCUUCAAAAAAAUGUGGUGAAAAAAAGUUAACAAGUGAUUUUUUCCCCUAAUGAAAUAUACGCUUUAGUGGUAG
Cuscuta campestris is the source of this 1653-nucleotide messenger RNA. NCBI's taxonomy places the organism in Eukaryota, Viridiplantae, Streptophyta, Magnoliopsida, Solanales, Convolvulaceae. The record is from the annotation of a GenBank genome assembly.